Hansenula anomala is the source of this 1263-nucleotide messenger RNA. RefSeq names its product kinesin family protein. Gene Ontology annotation, molecular function: ATP binding; microtubule binding; microtubule motor activity. The transcript has a single exon. Gene Ontology annotation, biological process: microtubule-based movement; mitotic spindle organization. The record is from RefSeq and is a predicted model, not a curated record. The annotation marks the transcript as partial. Lineage: Eukaryota; Fungi; Ascomycota; Saccharomycetes; Phaffomycetales; Wickerhamomycetaceae.
AUGUCCUCCUCAAGUACACCUUUGAAAGAGCUUCGUUCUCCAAAAAAUGGAUCUUCAAUCAAGAGAUCGUUGAGUGAGAGAAAGGCAAGAAAUAGAAACAGUUUACCACCACCAACUAUAUCGCUUCCAGUUCUGGCGUCCCCGGAUACUAGCUUUGAUCAAACGCCCGUGAAGAACAACAAUAGAUUGAGUAAAAGAAUCACAGGAGAAGUCAACAAUAUCAAAGUGGUUGCAAGGUUCAGGCCGCAUAAUGAAAAUGAAAUCAAACUACAAGAUGAAGGUGGAUUGCCGUGUGUGCAGUUUUUGGAUCAGUCGUCGUUGUUGGUAAACAAUGAAAACUACACAUUUGAUAGAAUCUUUGAUCCUCAAAGCUCUCAACGUGAUAUAUUUGAUUUCUCAGUGACACAGACUGUUGAUGAUUUGUUUAAUGGGUAUAAUGGUACCGUGUUAGCAUAUGGUCAAACUGGUUCAGGUAAAUCAUAUACAAUGAUGGGGUCAUCAAUUAAUGACGAGGACAAAAAAGGUAUAAUUCCAAGAAUUGCAGAUGCUAUAUUUGAAAAAAUUGCAAACGGUGAUGAAAAUAUUGAAUUUACAUUGAGUGUGUCGUAUAUGGAGAUCUACAUGGAAAUGAUUCGUGAUUUAUUAACCACUGAUCCACAACCAUCAAACAGUUUAUCGAUUCAAGAAGAUAAAACAAAUGGUGUCCAUGUAAGGAAUCUGAGUAAAAUUUAUAUCAGCUCUUCAAAAGAGUUGUAUUCAGUUUUGGAAAGAGGCUCAGACUUGAGAGUGACUUCUUCCACUGAGAUGAAUAUGGAAUCAUCAAGAUCACAUGCUAUUUUCCAAUUGAAUUUAACUCAAAUUAAUCAGUUAGAUGGAAGCACUAAAAGAAGUAAAUUGUUUCUUGUUGAUUUAGCAGGAAGUGAAAAGGUUGGCAAGACUGGUGCAUCUGGUCAGACUCUUGAAGAGGCCAAAAAGAUUAAUAGUUCAUUGAGCUCAUUGGGAAACGUUAUCAAUGCAUUGACUGAUUUGAAGUCAACUUAUAUACCAUAUCGUGACUCCAAAUUGACAAGAAUAUUACAAGAAUCUUUGGGUGGUAAUUCCAGAACAAGUUUGAUAAUCAAUUGUUCUCCAUCAACUUUCAAUGUCCAAGAAACCAUAUCAACUCUAAGAUUUGGUACAAGAGCUAAAAAGAUUAAGAAUAAAGCCCAUGUUAAUAAUGAGCCAAGUGGAAUGGAAUUGAUGAAACAAGUUGAAAAUUUGAAA